Messenger RNA from Onychostoma macrolepis, 1428 nucleotides. RefSeq lists its product as uncharacterized. Gene Ontology annotation, molecular function: metal ion binding; hydrolase activity; nucleic acid binding. The transcript has 3 exons. The coding region runs from base 1 to 1428 and encodes 475 amino acids. Lineage: Eukaryota; Metazoa; Chordata; Actinopteri; Cypriniformes; Cyprinidae. The record is from RefSeq and is a predicted model, not a curated record.
AUGACUGACAGUGAUGAGAGGAACAUGUCUGAUGUGUUUGAUCAACAGGACGAGUCUCCUGUGAUUCUGGAUCCAAACACGGCUCAUCGAUGUCUCCUUCUGUCUGAUGAUCUGACCAGUAUUUCCAAACCUGAAGAACAAAAUCUACAUGCUAUGGUCCGUGAGACUCAACGUAAUAAAAACGAUUAUAAAGGAAAUCAAGCCAUCAGCAAUGACUACAGUGAAACGGGAUAUGAUCGUGGACACCUGAACCCCAACAGCUUCCAGUGUGGUGAAGGCCGUAUAGCAACAUUCACGCUGACCAAUGCAGCACCUAUGGAUGCGUGCUUCAACCGUAACCAAUGGGCAAAGUGGGAGAAAACUUUGAGGACUUUUUUAAGAGACAAGCUUUCAAGUGACAAUGGUUCUGCUACAGCCUACAUUGUCACAGGUACAGUACCCCCCGAUGAGAAUCUACGGAUACCACAAAGUGAAAUCUCUGAAGAGCCUGAAAGGGUGACGGUGCCGUCUCACAUCUGGACGGCCGUCUGCUAUAAGCACCACUCUGAAGACAGAAAGUCUUUCUCCCUCGGCUAUAUGGGGGAAAACAUAAACCUGAUGAGCGUCUCAGGCAUGCAAAACACGUAUCUCGCAUUGAGAAAGGCUGCCGACAGUAACAUCAUACCUGAAAAGAAAUUCAAGGUGAGUGAGAUGACAAUAAAAUUAGCCUUUGACAGCAUGAGCACUUACUACAAUGUAGUAAAGGAUAUGAAGGUUUCUGCUGGAAGCGCUUGUCUUAUAACUCUCGUGAAACCACUAGUAAGGAGUGAUCUCAGAAAGAGGGACAUAUCAGGGGUGUCGGAUGCUGUUGAAUGCCUGCUGGUCCCAGAGAAGCAGAAGACUGCAGCUGAUGGAUCGCCCUGCUUGAAAUUCUCUGAUUCUACAUACAGCUGUGAAUGUGAAACAAAUGGUGAAAUCAAGUCCUGCUGCUCCACUCCCUGCCUGUACCAGGACAAUCUCAAUUCCUACAGGUGUUACUCAGGCCAGACGCAAAUCAAGUGCUCAGCCCGGUACUCACUCGUCACUUUUAAAGGAGAGAAGUGCUUGGAUGAUCACCCAUGUGCAACAUACGGCAACGACUACUACUGGUGUAACACCAUCUCUGGCAGCUGGGACUUCUGCAGCCCUCCGCUGUGGAGAAGUAUAGCUAAAAACGGGAAGUACUGCCGCAGUGACCAUGCCUGUGCCAAAUAUGGAUCAGGGAAAAUGUGGUGCUUCACGGAUGAUGAAGGCAAUUAUGAAGACUGCUGUACUUCUGAUGACUGCCACUCAGCUGUGAAUGGCCAAACCUGCAGGUCUGAUCACAAGUGUGGCUACCAUGGGAGUGAUUACCUGUGGUGCUACACGGACUAUGAAGACAACUGGGAUUACUGUUGCAGAUCAUGUUGA